Molecule: messenger RNA, 3085 nt
Organism: Anopheles stephensi (Asian malaria mosquito)
Lineage: Eukaryota; Metazoa; Arthropoda; Insecta; Diptera; Culicidae
Exons: 2
Coding region: 297-2474 (725 amino acids)
Molecular function (GO): RNA uridylyltransferase activity
Source: RefSeq, a predicted model, not a curated record
CGCGCCCAUGGUGAUGUGUCUUGCGAACAAUUGUCAAACCGAUGGAAAAACAAAAAGAAAAAAAGAUUUUUGUUUAGCGAAUGUGUUUUACUUUCACGACAGAGAAAGCCAACCAAACAUUAUAACGCAAUAAAACGCAAGAAAAAGGCGUAGAAAAGUGCAAUACGCUGCGUUUGUGUCCGUUUCACUCGUCGGUAAAGACGGCUGCCGAAGAACGAUCCACGUUUCCCGUAGAUUUUUCGUAACUCAGCUACAGGUAGCUACAUGGUAAAGGGCUACCACCAGUGGUGAACAAAAUGGCAGAUCAGCGACCAGGCACCUCGCAACAGCAGCAGCAGCAGCAGCAGCAACAGCAAACCCAGGAAAACCGCAAAGGCCGCAAACGUCGACUUUCGAUGAAUCGGAAACGGGGCAACAAGAAAGGUGUUCCCAAGCAGGAGGAAAGCACGGAACCGCCCAGUGCGCUGCUUCAGCCACUCAUCCAGAGUUUGAGUGCGUGUCCACCGAACGGGGAAAUGAAUGCGCUCAUCGGUGCCCUUCAACCGACGCCCGUCGAGGUGGAGACGGCUCUGAACAUGGUCAAGGACGAUCUGCGCCGCGUGCUGUACCAGCCCAACGAUCAGGCGACCAUAUACGAGUUCGGGUCGAUCAAAUCGGGCCUGCUACUGAAGGACAGCGAUCUCGACUUUUAUAUUCACUACGCGCGCGAAAAAACCGAACGGGAAGAUCAAACGAAGCUGAUCCACAUCAUAUGCUCGCGCAUGGACAAGGAUCGCAACUUUACCGGAAUGGUGAAGAUACUGGGGGCGAAGGUGCCACUGCUGCGGGCCGUGCACGCGCGUACAAAUCUCCAGUGUGACAUCAACUUUAGCAAUGCGCGCGGCUGCUACAACAGCAAGUUCAUCUACGCCAUCAUGAAGUUCGACGAGCGCAUCCAUCAGCUGACCGUGAUGGUAAAGUUUUGGGCCCAGUGUGCCCACGUGCUGACGCCCCACAGGCAGAUGAACUCGUACUGCCUGAUCAUGAUGGUGAUAUUCUAUCUGCAAACGCGCAAACUGCCCGUCAUCCCAUCGGUCGAGGACAUGCAGCAGGGUAUCGCGCGCGUUAGCUUUGGUCCGUGGAAUCUGGGCUACCCGCAGGAGAUACGGUACAAAACGUGGAACGUAAACACGGUCCGGGAGCUGCUGGUGGGCUUCUUCAAGUAUUAUUCGGAGUUUGAUUUUGCCAAAAAUCUCAUCUCCCCGUUCGUCGGGAGGCUAUGCUCGCUCGAGGAGCUGGAGAAGAAGGCAAUCCGCGAGCUGGCACCGUACUAUCGGGCGUGCGAGCGCGAAGACUAUCCGGAGUUUGUGAGCGGUCCGUGCAUAUCGAUACAGGACCCGUUCGAGCUGAACGUGAACGUGGGGAAGGUGCUGCGGAUGAACUUUCUGCUGGACCAGAUGAAGCUAAGCCUGAAGCACGCGCACGACGUGUGCCAGCGGUUUCAGGGUAAGGAAUUUUCCAAACUGCUCAUAGCGCUGUUCACCGACGUGCAGCGUUGUGCCAAGAAGCAGAAGGAAAAGCAGGAACCGAACGGUCCCGCUCCACCGUCUACAUCGGCCGGGGCGGCGAGUGGGAAGCCGAUCAACGGUAGCGUAGUAGCACCGCAACCCGGACCAUCCGGCACGGCGCUGCCCCCGACGGGCCCACCAAAGAACGGAUGCUGGUACAAGUGCCGAUUGCCACCGCUCGAGAACGAGCUGUACCUGGUGAAGCAGAUACUGCAGGCGCGCGAUCGCGAGCGCAAAAUGAUCAUUACCGAGGAUCGGAUCCGGCAGCUGUGGCUUGAGUGUAUGCCCGACUUCAUAGUGGACAUUCUGCGCAAGCUGUACAUGGUGAAGGUGGAACCGAUCGCACCACCGGCGACUAGCACCGACGCCGAACCGCCGAACGUCACCCGCACCUAUCAGCUUACUUGCGAACGGCAAGUCUUCAUUGCCCGCAAGCGUAUCAGCAUCUCGAACGAGGCGGACCUGAAGCGUGAAAUUGAAAUCUCCAAAUCGAAAUGGGAACGGAAUCAUCAGCUACAGUUUAGCACCCGGGCGAACAUGGUGGCGGUCGAUGGGGCGAUCGAGCUGUGCGUACCGAGCGAUCAGCCAAAGAAUGGACCGUUCCGGCUGUUUAUCGAUACGUGCUUUCUGGUGCACAUUCGCAAAUGUCUCCGGGGGUACUUUAUGGUGAUGCUGGCCAAGACGAAGGAGAAAGCCAGCCAGCCAAACAGUGACCCUGCGCCAGCGGGUGAUGAACCGUCCGGCGCGGUGGUGGAAAAGGCCGUGGAUGUGAGCCCUGAGGAGGGUGGGGAAGCGGUUAGCACUAGUGGGAAGCAAGAAAUGGACACAACACCGGCGGCAGAGGCUGUGCAGGGAGGGCAGGGAGACGAAGCAACGAAUGGUACGGGUUUAGCGGCUGUCGUAGAGCCCGCCAGUGAGGAGAGAUAAUGUAUACGUUAUUGAAGGCAUCAUUAUUGCAGCAGGGAGAGUAGUGUUAAGUAAUUAACGUACUGAUUUGACUUUACGUUAGUUAGUGUAAGCCCCAACAGUGGUGCGUUUCAGUGGAGCUUUUCUUUUAUUUUACCCGAUUUUAUCAUACUUCUUAUGGUAAUUACUCUAUAUGGGGGUGCUUCAGCACUGAGAAUAAGGUGUUCACGGGAAGGAAGACAGCUAUGGACUAGAAGAUAGAUUGAACUUAUUUCUUACAAUUUUUUAGGCAUCGGGCCUGCUACCUGCUGGUAACGCCCAGGUGCCGUGUUAAUGGUGUAUAGCCCAUCUUCGAGCUUAAAGGGCACUAUCGUUCGAAGAGGCCAAAAAGGGUCGCAGUAGUUGGACUUUUGUUUUUCCGCAUGAACUUGAAUAUGAUUCCGGCUUACUGCCAGAUGUCGAACCUUCGUUUUUUAAACGUUUUUCAAACGCACGAAUUCAAACAAAAUCCCCGAUGUUCCUCCUGAGAGUUGACGCAUGACGCAAGAACGCACCCAAAUGUCCGACAGUGUAUAGAAAAUACUGACUUGAGGAAAAAAUAAAUAUAAUUCAUGUGUUUCGUUUCCAACCAA